Manihot esculenta (cassava) is the source of this 2018-nucleotide messenger RNA. RefSeq names its product serine hydroxymethyltransferase 3, chloroplastic. The record is from RefSeq and is a predicted model, not a curated record. NCBI's taxonomy places the organism in Eukaryota, Viridiplantae, Streptophyta, Magnoliopsida, Malpighiales, Euphorbiaceae. Gene Ontology annotation, molecular function: zinc ion binding; pyridoxal phosphate binding; glycine hydroxymethyltransferase activity. Gene Ontology annotation, biological process: L-serine catabolic process; folic acid metabolic process; tetrahydrofolate interconversion. The transcript is spliced from 12 exons. The coding region runs from base 187 to 1788 and encodes 533 amino acids. Gene Ontology annotation, cellular component: cytoplasm.
AAAGGAAAAAAAGCUUAAAUGUGCGCAGAUAAAUUUUGAGGUUCGCGGCUCAUCAGCAAGGCUAGGGUUUAAGCUGUUUUUUUCUGGAGUUUUGUUAAGCUAACACAGAUACUCAAAUUUCUCUGUUCUCAUGUUCUGUCAUCCGAAAGUGUAGGACCUUUGUCCACUGUAAUAUUGGAAGCGAGAAUGCAGGCUUGCACUGGAGCUGCAGUGAUGGGUUCCUUACAACAGCCUGUUUGGACCAAGGGAUCAGCGUUUCCCCCAAAAAUGUUCAGUGUUACUGGGUUCCCACAUCAGAUUGAGCUCAAUUCGUUGAAGUCUUGUAGAUAUUUCAGUUGUACAGGGAGCUUGGUGACUGGGAGGUCAUCUUCUGCUGUGUCUGUGUCUGUGUCUGUCCCUGUCCCUGAAACUGCAGGUGAAAGAAGCAGCUUCAUAGACUAUGGCCUUAGUGAAGCAGAUCCUGAGGUGCGUGAAAUUAUUAAUAAGGAAAAGAAUAGGCAGUUCAAAAGUCUUGAGCUUAUUGCCUCUGAGAAUUUUACGUCCCGAGCAGUGAUGGAAGCAGUUGGCUCAUGCCUCACAAACAAGUAUUCUGAAGGACUGCCCGGUAAAAGAUACUAUGGUGGAAAUGAGUAUAUCGAUGAGCUUGAAAUUCUUUGUCAAGAAAGGGCUUUGGCUGCAUUCCACUUGGAUGGAAAGAAGUGGGGUGUCAAUGUCCAACCAUUGUCUGGUUCUCCUGCUAAUUUUGAGGUUUAUACUGCACUUCUUCAACCACAUGACAGGAUAAUGGGUUUGGACUUACCUCAUGGAGGACAUUUGUCUCAUGGUUUUAUGACUCCUAAAAGACGGGUAUCUGGCACAUCAAUUUAUUUUGAAUCUAUGCCAUAUCGACUUAAUGAAUCUACAGGCCUGGUUGAUUAUGAUAUGCUUGAGAAAACAGCUACUCUCUUCCGACCUAAGCUAAUUAUUGCUGGUGCCAGUGCAUAUCCUCGAGAUUUUGAUUAUCCUCGAAUGAGGAAGAUUGCAGAUACUGUUGGUGCUUUUCUCAUGAUGGACAUGGCUCACAUAAGUGGACUUGUUGCUGCUUCUGUAGUUGGUGAUCCCUUUGAGUAUUGUGAUAUCGUGACAACCACCACACACAAGUCUCUAAGGGGUCCUAGAGGUGGCAUGAUCUUCUUUAGAAAGGAUCCUAUUCUUGGAGUUGAUUUAGAAUCUGCCAUCAAUAAUGCUGUUUUUCCAGGCCUACAGGGUGGUCCUCACAACCACACAAUUGGGGGACUAGCAGUUUGCUUGAAGCAUGCACAAUCCCCUGAAUUUAAAAAUUAUCAGAAGCAGGUCAUCGCCAACUGUAGAGCUCUUGCAAACCGAUUGGUUGAACUUGGAUAUAAACUGGUUUCUGGCGGUAGUGAUAAUCACCUGGUUCUUGUAGACUUGAGGCCACUGGGCAUUGAUGGAGCUCGGGUGGAAAAAAUUCUUGACAUGGCAUCUAUUACCCUCAACAAGAAUUCAGUGCCUGGGGAUAAGAGUGCUCUAGUUCCGGGUGGCAUUCGCAUUGGAUCACCUGCUAUGACUACCAGAGGAUUCACAGAGAAAGAAUUUGUAGCAACUGCUGAUUACAUUCACGAGGGUGUGCAAAUAACAAUUGAAGCUAAGAAAUCAGUGUCAGGAUCAAAGCUUCAAGAUUUCUUGAAAUUUGUCGCAUCCCCAGAAUUUGCUCUGAAGGAUAAAGUUGCAGAUCUCCAGACAAGAGUUGAAGCUCUUACAACUCAAUUCCCCAUACCUGGUGUGUGAGCAUCGUGGCUGGGCUAUAUAGGUUGCUGUUAUAAUCUGAUUUACUGCCCACCAAUUCCCAAGAGUUAAGCUCUUACAACUCAAUUCCCAAUACCCGUUAUAUUAUGCUUAUAAUCUCUACAAGUUCUUCUGAUAAUACAAUGAUGAGUAAAGAACAUUAUAUUGCACCAGUUAAUCGUUUAAGGAAAUGAUUAGAAAGGACAGCAGUACUGCCAGAAGUUCUGAUAUUA